AUGUUUAUUCUCGUCAUAGUCUACAUUCGUAUUCAUCCAUUAUUUUCAAAUGUUUCAAUUCUUCUCACAUGUAAUACAUAUUUCACAUUACUCUUAGGAGCUUUCUUGAUGUUAAUUAUAUAUAGUUAUAAUAUAUACGGUAGUUUGAAUUCUUCUGAUUUUCUUAAUAAUUAUUUAUGUCAAUUACGAGGAUAUUUUAUUCAUGUUUUUAUAUGUUCAUUUUAUUAUUCAUGUGUUCUUCAAAGUAUUUUUCGAUUAUUUCGUGUAGUAUUUUAUAAACAGAAAAAAUUACAAUCACAUUAUAUUUUUCUUAUUGGAAUAUUUAUUCAAUGGCUUAUAUCAUUUCUUUAUAUUUUAAUACAUCUUCUUACAAAUAAUUUUCAAUAUUCUUCUUUAGCAUAUAGUUGUUGGAUUUCUUUUAAAAAUAUUCGUGCACUUUUUCAUGCUUUACUAAUUAUGUAUAUUGGUCCUAUAUUAACUGUAUGUUUAAUGUAUGCUUACAUCAUUCGAUAUACUCGUCAAACAAUUCAUAUUCAACAACAACGACAAAUUCAUAAUAAACGAGAUUUACUUGUUCUUAAACGUAUUGCUAUUCUUGUAUUUGUUGAAAUGGGUAUUGGUAUAGCUACAUUAUUUACAUUAAUUAAUUAUAUUAUAACUAAUUAUUUAAUUUCAAUAGCUUAUCAUUUACAAGGUUUAAGUAUAUCAGGUGGAUUUCUUAUGGGAUCUAUUGGUUUUGCAUUUAUUACACCACAAAUAUAUGAUAUAUUAAGAAAUAAAAAAAGAAAAAUAAAUCCUAUAAUUAUAAUUAAAGUCAUACCUCGAAAAUCAAACUAA
Rotaria sp. Silwood2 is the source of this 837-nucleotide messenger RNA. Lineage: Eukaryota; Metazoa; Rotifera; Eurotatoria; Philodinida; Philodinidae. The record is from the annotation of a GenBank genome assembly.